GCGCGCCCGGCCCACCACAGAUGGAAACGGUGUUCCCCUUGUCCGGGCUGGGCCGCUUCAGGGGGGAAGUCGCCUCGUGUGCGAUGCUUCACCGUACCAAGAUGCAUAAAAUAAAAAGGAAUUGACAAGAUGUCAGUCUUCUCCAUCCCCCUUGAGAUGCUAGUUACGUCUGUGUGCGGAUGUGUUUCUCGCGGGGGGAGUUUCCAGUUAUGUAAAAGUUGAAACACCCAACAGUGUUGAAUGGGGUCUCCAGAGAGUGAUUAUGUAUACAGGAAGUGGAAUGUAACAUUGUUUGGGAAAUACUGGUGACUGAAGAUCAUGGCAACUAUUGAGGAACUGGCCCAUCAGAUUAUUGAACAGCAAAUGGGGGAGAUUGCACAUUCUCAAGGAUCUGUCACACAAACACUAAUGGAUGGAACAGCGCAAAGAAUUCAGAUUGUACCUGCAGAUACAGGUCUCUCCUUACCACAACGCAUACAGAUUGUCACGGAACAGCAGACGGGGCAGAAGAUUCAGAUUGUUACAGCACUUGAUCAGACUGCAACAGGCAAGCAGUACAUUUUAACAAAUCAUGAUGGUUCUACUCCAAGUAAAGUGAUUCUUGCCAGACAAGAUGCUGCUCCUGGGAAAGUUUUCCUAACAACUCCAGAUGCUGCAGGGGUCAACCAGCUAUUUUUUGCAUCCCCAGAUAUAUCUGCACAACACAUUCAGAUUUUAACAGACAAUUCUUCUACUGAACAAGCCCUAAAUAAAGUAUUUGAUCUUUGUGUUGUUUGUGGAGACAAGGCUUCAGGACGUCACUAUGGAGCAGUGACAUGUGAAGGAUGCAAAGGGUUCUUUAAAAGAAGCAUACGAAAGAACUUGGUGUAUUCAUGCCGAGGGGCAAAAGACUGUGUGAUUAACAAGCACCAUAGAAACAGAUGUCAAUACUGUAGGCUGCAGAGAUGUAUUGCAUUUGGAAUGAAACAAGAUUCUCCACACCCUUUUGUAGCUGUUCAGUGUGAGAGGAAACCUGUUGAAGUGUCACGAGAAAAGUCUUCAAAUUGUGCAGCUUCUACAGAAAAGAUUUACAUCCGGAAAGAUCUGCGGAGCCCACUAACCGCAACCCCAACCUUUGUAACAGACAGUGAAACUGCAAGAUCAACGGGAAUGUUAGAAUCUGGCAUGUUUGUGAACAUUCAUCAGUCCGGUAUAAAGAAUGAGCCUGCAGUGUUGAUGACUCCAGAGAAGGCUGAAACAUGUCAAGGAGAUUUAAGUACUUUAGCAAAUGUGGUAACAUCAUUAGCAAGUCUAAGCAAGUCCAAAGACAUGUCCCAAAGUAGUCCUGAGCUUUCUAUGAUAGAAAGCUUAAGCAAUGGAGAUACAUCAUUAUCUGAACUCCAGCAAGAUGAACAUGCAAAUACUGAUGUUACAAGGGCAUUUGAUACGCUUGCAAAAGCACUAAACCCAGGAGAGAGUGCAUCCUGUCAGAGCUCUGCAGAAAGUAUGGAAGCCAGUGCACGUCUAGUUGGUGAAGAAGCAAGCAUGAAUAUUGUUGAAAUAGAGGGCCCUCUUCUCAGUGAUGCUCAUGUAUCUUUCAGGCUCACCAUGCCUUCUCCUAUGCCUGAAUACCUGAAUGUUCAUUAUAUUUGUGAAACAGCCUCCAGAUUGCUCUUCUUAUCUAUGCACUGGGCACGUUCCAUUCCUUCCUUUCAAGCUCUAGGGCAGGAUAACAGCAUAUCACUAGUGAAAGCCUGCUGGAAUGAACUUUUUACACUUGGACUUGCACAGUGCUCACAAGUAAUGAAUGUAGCAACUAUACUGGCUGCAUUUGUUAAUCACCUUCAUAAUAGCUUGCAGCAAGAUAAGCUGUCAGCAGAGAGAGGAAAGCUAGUGAUGGAACAUAUCUUCAAACUGCAGGAGUUCUGUAACAGUAUGGUGAAGCUUUGCUUGGAUGGUUAUGAAUAUGCUUAUUUGAAAUCAAUCGUCCUCUUCAGUCCUGAUCAUCCAGGGUUAGAAAAUGUGGUACAGAUUGAAAAAUUUCAAGAAAAAGCAUAUAUGGAGUUCCAGGACUAUGUAACAAAAGUAUAUCCAGAUGACACCUACAGGUUGUCAAGGCUACUUCUCAGAUUACCUGCCCUGCGACUGAUGAGUGCUGCUAUCACUGAAGAACUGUUCUUUGCAGGACUAAUUGGAAAUGUACAAAUUGACAGCAUCAUACCAUAUAUUCUAAGAAUGGAGACUGCAGACUACAACUCUCAAAUAAUUGGUCAUGCUGUAUAAAACCACAGAUGUAGGCCACAGUUGAUCCACAGAUUCUAUACCAUGGCAAUCAUGGUGAUUGAUGUAAAUGUACUCUAUCUCCAAGAGAUAACAAGAAGAAUUAAAUAAGGCGCAACUUCUCCUUGCCAGUGCAUUUGAGAAACACAGCAGAAUAUCUCAAGUGGUACAGGAUGACUUGCCUUUUAUUUGGUUUUCAAGAACUUGUACAUUAUUUUAGAAUCUUAAUGAAAAUCAAGAAUUGUUCAUCCUAUUUUUGUAGCUUAGCUAUACCUGGAAGUGACACUUUUGAACUUCAAACAAAUGUAAAAAAUUAGCCUUUGAAGAAGAAACUUCAUUAAGGCAUUUCAGCUUGAUGUUUUAGAAAAAAAUAAAUUAACUUUCUCCCCAUGUUGUGUUUUCAGUAUCUUGUUUCUGAAAUUUAUUAGUCUGUUUGAUGUAAGACUGAAAUUCUGAACAAGCCAACGUAUUUCUAAUAUAAAUGGAGUACAACAUUUUGGAUAUCUUUCAACUGCUUUGAACAGAACUUAAUUUUUUGUUUAACAAACAAAUGUUUGUUAAAAUUGAAGAGAAAUUACAGGAAAGCUGUAAAAUGUCUUGAUGUCCUGUUAGUGCACCAAAGCAAUCAUUACAUUACUCCAUCAUUAUUUGGGUCAAUCUGAGUUGCAACUCUGUCAUGUUCAGAGUUAUAUCCGCUGGUAAUAUAACUUCAAACUUAAGUAUAAUAGGUAUUCCAAUUACAUCAGAUUUUCACUGUGUUUUUAUUACCUAGGGUCUGUUAUAUUAUAUACAUAUGCAAUGCAGAAUACUAGUGCCAACUAUACUCAUUUUAGUAAGGCUGGUUACAUCUACCUAACACUCAGAUGGACUAAUCAUGGAGGUGGUCCAUUCUGCACAGAUUUGUGAGCAAUCAUACUCCACUUUACCACUGUUAAUAAAAUUGGAUCUAUAAUGGUCCCAUGUCUUCAAGAUUUAAAUAAGUCUUCAGUUCUCAUAAUACAAAUGAUAUAGAUUAGAUAAGACUAGAGAUGGCUUCAGAAAUAGAUGGCUUCCGAUCAAGGCCCAUUCGUAAGAGGGUUGUUUUAAACAAUAAUCAGAUGAAUUAAUAAACCAAUGAUGGGAUAUGUGUUACUGAAUGGUAUUCUGGUUUUCCUAAAUAGCAGUGAUCACAGAAUCUUCAUUUUUACAAAUGUUAUAUUUUCAUGGGGUGUGGGUGUGUGCGCGCGCAUGUGUGUUGUUAGGUAUCUUCAGUCUUUUUCUGGAGGCAUUUGGUGAUUGAUUAAAGGCUCCUUGUUUAAUUACCAAUAGUAAAGUUAAUUUAGAAUCAACAUUAAAUACCCAUUUACUUUAUCAAGGAUAGCCCAUGUAGUGUUAAUUUUUGUCAUUAUUUUCACCUUUAUUUCCGAUGUUAAGUAUGGAUCAUACUAACACAACUGCCUCUAAUGGAGACUUCUCAAGUUAUAAUCUUUAUCAGAAGAUCAAGGCCCAUUUAUAAUGUGAAAUUCAGUAUUAUUUGCAUUAGGUUUUUGUAAAUUGUUUGAACAGAAAGAGUAAUUUUUAUAUAUUUCAGUAUGAGUUACCUAAGAAUAAUGAAUGAUGUGAAAAGCCCCCCCCCCCAAGAAAAGGUACACUUGUGUGUGCAUGUAGGUGUGUGUUAUACACACAGUUUUAAUAUAUUUCUGGGUACAUCUUGUAGGUACAAUCUGAAUUGUUUUUAAAUUCUUAAUGGUCAGUUGCGUUGCACACCUCCCUAAUGGUGUUGAUACAUGUGUUAUAUCUAGAGCCUCUCUAUUGUCCCUGGAAAUUGUUUCUUCAUUUCAUUCCACUUUUGUAUACAUUAAUUAUAGUUCAGUUUUAGUGUAAGCAUCACAAUGUCCCAAUGACUGUCUUGUUGUAUAAAAAAAAAGAACCCUACUGUAAAUGUCUUGAAACCUGAAGAAGUAUAAAUUCUAUUUUGGCUGUAUUUUUAAAAAUAAAUUGUAACUUUUUAUUAUAGAAUGCAGUGAUGUUCUUUGAAGAAAACUAUUGUGAGCUUAUAUAUACAAAGACUUGGAGCUGUGUUGUUUGCUGUACUUGUUAUAUUGUUAGAGAUUAAUAUUUUGCAGUACUGUAAUAUAGAGUGGCUAAUUAUAGUACUUCGGCUCAGAUGCACUCACUUUGUUAUUUCAGUUUAAUUUUCCCACCUGUACAUAUCAUUAGCCCUUCAAUCCUUGUUCGUUUUUAGCUUUUUGUCUUGAUCCAAGUAAAUAUUCAGGUAUUUAUUUCUAACAUCUAAUAAUAUCCUGCUCUAAAAACUAUCAGUAAAAAAAAUGAACAUGUUUAUUGUAGCAUAACUUAUUACUCUGCUUAUCAUCCCAAUAUAUUUGGGUUUCAUUUAACAAGCCAAGAUAAAUUCCUUGAAACAAAAAACAAGUUUUAAUGGACUCUUACUGAUAAUUUGAGGCUACACAAAAGCAAAUUGCUAAAAGAGGAUAGGGACAUUGCAGAAAAAUUGAAUAAGUUAUUUGUAUCAGUCUUCAAUAUUAAAAAUUUUGGAUGGAAGCUA
Molecule: messenger RNA, 4804 nt
Organism: Hemicordylus capensis (graceful crag lizard)
Lineage: Eukaryota; Metazoa; Chordata; Lepidosauria; Squamata; Cordylidae
Gene: NR2C1
Product: nuclear receptor subfamily 2 group C member 1
Exons: 16
Coding region: 319-2262 (647 amino acids)
Biological process (GO): anatomical structure development; cell differentiation; negative regulation of transcription by RNA polymerase II
Molecular function (GO): RNA polymerase II cis-regulatory region sequence-specific DNA binding; nuclear receptor activity; zinc ion binding
Source: RefSeq, a predicted model, not a curated record